GUCAUCUUGUUUCGUCCGAAGGAAAGAUUACUUCCUACGAUAAGCGCGACUGACAGAAACUGCCUAAGUUGUUUCAUUCAUCACUUCGGAUAGCGAUAAGUCCUGCGAAAUACUCUGAUAGCAGAUGUUGCGUAUAAACUUAUCAUGCUGCCUGGAUAGAUGACAUCACUAAGCAAAGGAUCGUGGAAGCAUUUUUCUGUUGCAGCAUUUAUGUGUCUUACGAUUUGUGCUGCCAAAAUUGACGUGCUGUUGCGGAUUUAAUUACAUGUAGUUUCUGCUUUGCAACUAAUCUGUAGAUUAUGGAUCCUAUACAAUAUGAUAUUAAUAAGUGGCUGGAAGAGAAUAAGAAGUUUUUCGUGCCUCCUAUCUGCAAUAAGUUAAUGUAUAAAGAUGGUCAGUUGAAAGCGUUCUUCGUCGGAGGACCCAAUUCAAGGAAAGAUUUUCACAUGGAAGAAGGAGAAGAGUUUUUCUACAUGCUCAAAGGGGAUAUGCGACUUGUGGUUCAUGAGAAAGGCCGCUUUCGUGACAUAAAAAUCCGUGAAGGAGAGGUGUUUCUUUUACCUUCAAGAAUACCUCACUCCCCUCAACGUAUAGCUGACACGAUUGGAUUGGUCAUCGAGAGGGAAAGGGCCCCCAAUGAAACAGAUCUGUUGAGGUAUUAUAUUGACGGGACUGAUGAUAUUCUGUAUGAGAAAUGGUUUCGUUGCGAAAAUCUCGAAGAACUCGGCCCUCUCAUCAAAGAAUACUUCAACUCAGAAGCGUACAAAACAGGGAAACCCAUUCCAGGCUCUCUUCUGGAAGAUAAACCUAUAAAACAAGAUUUUGAGAGAAAUUUAGGGGAUCCUUUCUCUUUGCAAGAAUGGUUAGAAAGUAAUAAGGAAAUAUUAGAUAAAGAAGGCAAAAAGAAACUAUUUGAUGGGCAUUAUGUCUCAAGAAUAGAUGUGCUUGGAAAAGGAGAACAUUUUCCAGACAAUGAUUUACCAGAAACUUUUCUGUGGCAAAUAGAGGGAAAAUCUCGCAUCACAGUGGAUGAAAAGCCUUAUGACUUUCUGAAAAAUCAAACAAUGUUGAUCCAAUCAGGAAGCAGAUAUUCCAUUCUAAAUGACGCUGGAAGUCGAACUCUAUCUGUAGUAAUGAAUCCCGUUUAAUCAAAAUUUGAGUGGAAAUAAUCGCCUUCUUGGAAAUUCAUGGAUGAAAAAUAUCUUAUACAGAAUUUACGAGCAACAUUUUGGAAUUCAAUAGUCUGAAUUAUUUCAUUUUUCCUACAUUUCACUGAGUUUUUACAUCAAUUGCAGAAUUUACGAACAACAUUUCGGAAUUCACUAAUUGGAACUAUUUUAUAUCUCGGAUACUUUAUAACAGUUUUUAUACUAUUUCAGAAAUGUUUUAUAAUAUUGUGUGUAAGGAUUAUUAGAUGAUUUUACUUAUUAUUCUUAAAUGUAUUUUGACAUAUUCUUUAAAAAAUUAUGAAUAUUUUUGUAUUUUCCAUUAUUUACUCUCUCAAUAUAUGUAUAUUUUUUUUUUAUUUUUUUAGAUAUGUUUCUUCAUUUGUUUCUUCAAAACUACCUGCAAUAUAUUUUCAGAAGUAGUGCUUAUAUGUUUUUUUUUCUAAAUUGACCGCAUUUAGAUUUAGGAUUUUGAUCUUAAUUCAUUAAAAAUUGAUCUAGCUAUUACUAAUGUAGUCCUAUAUUAUGUCAAAGGCGUUAACCUAUCUAUUGAAUGAAUAGACACUCCGAUGACUAGCUGUGUGAAGAAAAUUAAUUUCUAAUAUUUAACUGAUACUAUAGUCUAUGUAUUUCUGUAGGCGGUUCAAGGUCACAUUUUCUACCUAGUU
This is a messenger RNA of Argiope bruennichi, 1834 nucleotides long. RefSeq names its product 3-hydroxyanthranilate 3,4-dioxygenase-like. The transcript has 9 exons. The coding region runs from base 300 to 1148 and encodes 282 amino acids. NCBI's taxonomy places the organism in Eukaryota, Metazoa, Arthropoda, Arachnida, Araneae, Araneidae. Gene Ontology annotation, cellular component: cytoplasm. Gene Ontology annotation, molecular function: 3-hydroxyanthranilate 3,4-dioxygenase activity; iron ion binding. The record is from RefSeq and is a predicted model, not a curated record. Gene Ontology annotation, biological process: 'de novo' NAD+ biosynthetic process from L-tryptophan; quinolinate metabolic process.